AUGAAGUUCCUCGCUACUCUGGCUCUCCUCGCCGCCACCGCCACUGCUGGCCCCGUCACCAAAACCUUCAGCCUGCAGACCACGGGCGCCUCCAACAGCAGUCUGAAUGGCCUGUACCUCACCCUACAGCACGUCGACCCACUUAACAGUCUGGCGGUGUUCACUGGUGGCGCUAGCGACGCAGCUUCAUUCUACCUUUCGAACGGCACGGUGCGGUACCAAGCGGAGAACGGCGCGCCGUGGGCCAUGGCACUCGUUUCCGAGGAUGAUCGGAAGGCUGCUGUUGAAGUGAGCGUGAGCCCCACGACCGGUAGCACCGGAUUCAGCUUUGCCAGUGAUGGCGACCUGGAGACCUCGAACAAAAACUGGGGUGGCUGGCUUGCUUGCACUGAUAGCGCCCUCUACUAUGUCAAUCUUGCCGAGACUGGCAGCUACACAGGGUGCGAUACCGUCGAGCUCAAGGCUUCGUCCUAG
Molecule: messenger RNA, 474 nt
Organism: Penicillium pulvis
Lineage: Eukaryota; Fungi; Ascomycota; Eurotiomycetes; Eurotiales; Aspergillaceae
Exons: 3
Coding region: 1-474 (157 amino acids)
Source: RefSeq, a predicted model, not a curated record